AUGUCCCAACCGCAAGUUGAAUACCGCCGUCUUGGAAACUCUGGGCUGCGCGUCAGCGUGCCCAUCCUCGGGGCGAUGUCCUUUGGAUCGAAGCUGCAGAUGCCAUGGGUGAUCGAGGAAGAAGAAGCGUUGCAGCUGCUCAAAGCUGCGUGGGAUCGGGGGAUCAACACGUGGGACACGGCCAACGUCUACUCUGCAGGAGAGAGCGAGCGCAUCAUCGCCAAAGCGAUCAAGAAGUUCAACAUCCCCCGUCACAAGCUGAUCAUCAUGACAAAGUGCAAGGGGUUGGUGCCUGAAGAUCUUCGCGUGCGGGGGAACGAACACACGCGCCAUCUCGCCUACUCGAAGGAGUACAUCAAUCAGUGGGGCCUGUCCCGCACGGCCAUCUUCAACCAAGUCGAAGCCAGCCUGAAGCGCCUCGACACGACCUACAUCGACCUAUAUCAGAUUCACCGUGCGGAUCCCGAGGUCCCGUUCGAAGAGACGAUGCUUGCGCUCCACGACAUCGUCAAGGCCGGGAAGGUGCGGUACAUCGGGGCAAGCAGCAUGUGGACGUGGCAGCUAGCGGAAUACCAGCAUGCGGCAGAACGAAACGGGUGGACGCAGUUCGUCAGCAUGCAGAACCAUUUCUCCCUGCUGUAUCGGGAAGAACAGAGGGAGAUGGUGCCUUACUGCAACUACAAGGGUAUUGGGCUUAUCCCCUGGGGCCCUGUUGCUGCUGGACAGCUCGCCAGGUCCUUGGAGCAGCAGAAGACGACCGCCCGCGCUGAGGGAGCGAACAGGAACUUGACGAGCGCGGACGAGGAGAUCAUCAGGCGUGUGGAGGAGGUGAGCAAGAAGCGGGGAUGGACGAUGGCGCAGGUUGCGCUCGCUUGGAUUGACGAUAAGGUUUCGAGUCCUAUUGUGGGUUUCUCCUCGGUGCACAGGAUGGAGGAGGCGAUCAUCCCUGAUAAGAAGCUCACGGCAGAGGAAAAGAAGUACUUGGAAGAGCCGUACCAGCCUACGGUUAUCAAGGGCCAUGACUAG
Messenger RNA from Dacryopinax primogenitus, 1026 nucleotides. RefSeq names its product Aldo/keto reductase. The coding region runs from base 1 to 1026 and encodes 341 amino acids. The transcript is spliced from 2 exons. Lineage: Eukaryota; Fungi; Basidiomycota; Dacrymycetes; Dacrymycetales; Dacrymycetaceae. The record is from RefSeq and is a predicted model, not a curated record.